UGGUAGCCAUGCUUUUGAACAUUGUCGUAAAUUUACGUUCAAACCGUUCCAAGAGAGAAAAGACUUCAUCAGGGAACACAGGCUCUGUGACUGUUGCCUAGAAGCAAGACCUCCUCACUUGGCUAGGAAUUGUAGAAGUGGCCGUAUUUGCCCUAUCGUAGGCUGUGGUAAAAGACAUCAUCCUUUGCUUCAUCCUGCAACAUCGAACUCAGCAUAUCAAACAUCUGCAACUCCCAAGACUUUCAGCAAUAGUAAUCUGAAAGCUCCCGCCACAGCUCAAAAUGAGAGACAUAGUAAUGUCAUUGGAAGCAUAGCGCAAUGUAGUGCUACACAAACCAAUCGACCACGCAUAAGUUUGCAGGUGAUUCCUGUUCGUGUUAGUGGGGUAGAUGGAGGCCAAGAGAUUGAAACCUAUGCAUUUCUUGACAGUGGUUCUGAUUCGUCUAUCUGUCUUUACAGCCUUGCUGAUAAAUUAGGCAUUACAGGUAAACCUGUCAAUUACACAUUGUCCACACUGAAUGCAGAGAGGCAGAUUAAUGGUCAUGAAUUACAGAUGGAUGUAAGAGGUCUAAAUUUGGUCAAUGGUGUGCGACUGGAUAAAGUUUGGACAACGGAUAGAUUACCGAUAGCAGCUGACAGUAUUCCGACCAAGUUGGAUAUAAAAGGAUGGUCUCACCUGAAUGAUAUAGAAUUGCCAGAGAUAGAAGUUAAAGACGUUACUCUCCUCAUUGGGAAUGAUGUCCCCGAGGCACAUUGGGUUCUUGAGGAGCGUCGUGGUGAAAGGAAGCAACCAUAUGGUAUUCGAACACUACUUGGUUGGACAUUCAUUGGACCAAUGGGCAGAAAGAAGCGUGGAGGUAACAGCAUCAAUUUUAUUAAUGUUGACCAAGUCUUGGACUCUGAUUCCCCAAUUCAGUGUCUCGAACCUAUAACUUCUCAGCUUCAUCGCAUGUACAAUGCAGAUUUCACAGAGUCCUUGUUUGAUACCAAGGCAUGUAUGUCGCUGGAAGAUAGAAGAGCAAAGGCGAUCAUGGACAGUUCAGUUUGUCUGAUUGAGGGUCACUACCAGCUGGCUCUUCCUUGGCGAUAUGAUGAUCCCUGCUUACCCAACAACAAAUGGUCUGCUCUAAAGAGGUUGAAGCUACUGAAGAGGCGUCUAUUGAAAGAUCCUGCACUUAUGAAGAAAUAUAAAGACACAUUGGAUGGUUACAUCUCCCAGGGUCAUGCAAGAAGAAUGCCCAAUGUGGAUUCAUCAGCAACGAAGUCUGGCUCUACUUGGUAUUUACCUCAUCAUCCAGUAAUCCACUCGAAUAAACCAGAGAAGGUGAGAGUUGUUUUUGACUGCGCUGCCAAAUACCAAAGCACAUCUCUUAAUGAUCAGCUUCUGCAAGGUCCUGAUCUAAAUAAUACCCUUGUGGGAGUACUUCUUCAAUUUCGAAAAGAGCCAGUUGCCAUUGUCGCUGACAUCAAGCAAAUGUUCCAUCAAGUUAAGGUGAAGAAGGCAGACUGCGAUGCACUAAGAUUCUUAUGGUGGCCGGAAGGAGAUUUAUCUAAAGAUCCAGCCGAUCAUCAAAUGUUGGUGCAUCCAUUUGGUGCCACAUCUUCACCAAGCUGUGCAGCAUAUGCUCUGAAGAGAACUGCAGAUGACAACAGAAGUAAUUAUGACACUCAUAUUGUGGAUACUGUUUAUAGAAACUUCUACGUCGAUGAUUGUCUGAAGUCUGUUGCUAGUGUUGAAGAAGCCAAGGAACUGGUGAAACUGUUGCCUGAAAUGUUAGCUAAAGGAGGUUUUCAUCUAACAAAAUGGAUAUCCAACUGUCGGGAAUCUUAG
Molecule: messenger RNA, 1831 nt
Organism: Saccoglossus kowalevskii
Lineage: Eukaryota; Metazoa; Hemichordata; Enteropneusta; Harrimaniidae
Source: RefSeq, a predicted model, not a curated record